AUGACCUAUCAUAAAUAUGUUGUUACAGCACAAAAACCAACAGCCACACAAUUUGCAGUGAAAGGAUCAUUUACUUCUUCAUUCGAAACCAAUCUCAUUUUAGGAAAAGGAAAUCGUAUUGAAAUCUAUACAUUAAAUCCAAACGGAUUAAAGCCUACAAUAGAAUUUAGCAUUUAUGGAACCAUUAUUGCAUUAGAACUAUUUAAACCAAAAAAUCAAGCACAGUCAUGGCUUCUACUCACCACUGCACGACAUAAAUACUGUAUAUUAUCUUACAACGCUUCACAACAGCAAAUAGUAACCGAAGGUACAGGCGAUAUUCGAUUCCCUGGUCAACUACACAACGAAACAAGCAAUGUCAUUACUGCCCUGGAUCCUGCUUGUCAGUACAUUGCAACCACCCUUUAUGAGUCUACAGUGACUUUGAUUAUACCAGAAAUAGCUGUACAACUACCGCAGAAACAGCAACAACAACAACAAAGAAAAAUAUCACUAAGACUCAAAGAAGGCAAAAGACGACAGGUUGAGAUUAUACAGCCUCAUACACAAGAUUACAUCAACAUUAGCCUUUUUGAUAAACAGAUCGUGUCGUUGGCCUUCUUACAGGACUCAGUAGAACCAGCACUGCUUAUACUUUAUGAUGAUGCACGAGAACAGCGGUUUCUUCAAUUAUUCGAGAUCAAGGACCAUCAACUUGUUCCAGGAGAUAUCGUCCUUGACCACUUUGAAUCAGACGCUAAUCUGCUCAUUGCUCUACCUGCUGGUGUGGGCGGAGCCAUUCUGGUAGCAAAUCAGUUCAUACGGUACCUUAAGCUAGAUCAACCACCCAUUGCAAUUGGCAUCAGACCAUCCACUAUCAAUAGCUAUACAGUGAUGGACGAGACAGGAACUCGUGUCUUGUUGGGUGAUGCAGAAGGGCUGCUCUACUUGCUCACACUCAAUUCAGUGGCAAACCGCGUUGAAUCUCUUUCGUUUAUCAGUCUUGGAAAGAUAUCAAUCCCAUCCUGUCUUCAAUAUUUGGAUAAUGAUGUCGUCUUUGUAGGAUCUACCGUGGGCGAUUCACAGCUGAUACAUAUUCAGCGAACAGCAUCUUCAGAGGGUGGAGAUAUUCUACAAGUGAUUGAAGAAUUUGCUAAUCUAGGACCGAUCGUUGAUUUUUGCGUGGCUGAUCUUGACAAACAGGGACAAGCCCAGAUUAUUACGUGUUCAGGGGCGGGUAAGGAUAGUUCUCUGAGAGUGAUUCGAAACGGUGUUGGGCUGAAUGAGCUCGCGAUGAUACCUGUCAGUGGUGUGCAGGGCAUAUGGGCACUUCAAUCAUCAUUUGAAAAGAGUCAUAAUCUCUUGCUUCUCUCAUUUUUCAAUCAAGGACGACUAUUGCAGCUGCAAUCCAACAACAUGAUCAUUCAACUAGACUCGUACUCAGCCAUCGAUCUUGAUUCAAAAACGAUUGCUGCCGGUAAUAUCAAGGAAGGCAAGAUGAUUCAGGUGACACCUCGCAGCGUACGAUUAAUGGAUGCGCAUCCUGCAGGAUCACUACGAGAUGAAUGGAUACCUGAUGGUACUAUCACGGUAGCCAGUAUCAAUCUGACACAAUGCGUUGUUUCUUUGGGGUAUGGAAUUUUAGUUGCGCUACAAGUCGUGAAUAACACAUUACAAGUUAUCGGUGAAACCCAGUUUCCUUAUGAAAUCUCAUGCAUCGAUAUUCACCCAAUUCAGUCUGCCACUGAAUCUGCGUUUGUGGCUAUAGGCACUUGGAACAACGUGAGUGUAUGCCUGUUGAAACUACCUGAUCUUGAAGUGGUGGCACAAGAGAGCAUUGGAGGCACGGUCAUGCCACGAUCCAUUCUGAUCUCUCAAUUUGAAAAUACGAAUUACCUACUUGUGGCCCUUGGUGACGGUCAAUUUUAUAAUUUCAAGUUGGACGGUAGAGAGGGCACCUUGUCGGACAAAAAGCGAACCUUUCUUGGUAAAUGGCCGAUCCACUUGACGACGUUUACCCUCAAUGGCAUCACUCAUGUCUUUGCUGCAUCGGAUAAGCCAAGCGUGAUUCACAGUCGGAACCAGAAACUGGUCUACUCAAACGUAAAUCUAAAAGAAGUACGGUGCGGCACAUCCUUCAGCUGUCAUUCGUUUCCAGAUGCGAUCGCGUUGAUCACAAAGGAAGGCCUGGUGAUCGGCCGGAUGGAGGAAAUUCAGAAACUGCAUGUUACCAAGAUAUCCACGAUUGACACGCCUAGGCGUAUUGCAUAUCAAGAAAGUUCUAAAUCCUUUGGUAUAAUUACCGAAAGAAUCUCAAGCGCUGAAUAUGACGCAUCUACCGUGACUGGAGGGUUCGAGGUUUUGGAUGAUCAAUCGUUGACAGUGCUUGAUCGUGUCUACUUUAAGCAGUUUGAAAGACCAUUGUCGCUUACAACUGUCGUUUUUGAAAAUGACCCAAAUGAAUAUUAUGUGGUAGCAACUGGAAAAGACGUGGACGUGUUUGAGCAUCAGAGUGUGGGCCGAAUCCUUGUGCUUCAGUACACAUCCGAUCGCUCAUCAUUACGCCUUGUAAGUCAACUGAAAACCGAGGGUAUGGUAGACUGUGUACGUGCGUUUGAAGGUAAACUGCUAGCAAGCGUCAAAGGCAGACUUCACGUCUAUCGGUGGGAACGCACAUUGUCCGGGGGUCAGUUGGUAUCGAUCAGCUCAAAACGAUUGCCUUCUGUUACAGAGUGCAUCACAACCCAUGGCGAUUAUAUUAUGACUGGCGAUUUGGUCUACUCGGUUGUGAUGUUUCAAUUUGACCGAUCCACACAGCAGUUGGUAGAAGUAGCUGCUCACGAAAAGGUGAAGGAGGUAUUGGCGAUUGAAUCGAUUGAUGAAAAUUUGAUGAUUGGUGCAGAGAAGGAUGGACAUUUGUUUGUCCUAGAGCACUGUCAGGAUGAGGCUUCGGCAGAUGAACCAUUAUUAGAUAUGAUCAGUGGGUGGCAUUUGGGCGACAUGGUGAGUCGGUUUAGAUUUGGCUCACUUGGAAUGAACAAUGUGGAUCCUGACAGUAGUCCAGUCGCGCCGUCCCUUAUUUUUGGUACAUCCAGUGGAGCAAUAGGAGUUGUAGCGGACCUAUCUGCAGAACGGUUCAAGUUGUUGAACCAGAUGCAAUAUAAUAUGACUAAAGCAGUGAAAAGUAUAGGCGGCCUGAGUCAUGCAGAAUGGAGAAAUGUGAAUAUUAUGGGUCGAAAAGAAGAAGCGAUUAACUUUAUCGAUGGUGAUCUGAUUGAAAGCUUUUUGGAUUUAUCGUCAUAUCAAAUGCAAAGUGUAGUUGAUGGCCUACAUGGCGGACGUAAAUUGGAUGUGACAGUAGAAGAUCUUUGUAAAGUGGUUGAAGAAUUGAUGAGCAUUCAUUCAUAA
Rhizopus microsporus ATCC 52813 is the source of this 3387-nucleotide messenger RNA. Its product is annotated as DNA damage-binding protein 1-like protein. The transcript is spliced from 9 exons. Gene Ontology annotation, cellular component: nucleus. Gene Ontology annotation, molecular function: nucleic acid binding; protein binding. Bases 1 to 3387 code for a protein of 1128 amino acids. Lineage: Eukaryota; Fungi; Mucoromycota; Mucoromycetes; Mucorales; Rhizopodaceae. The record is from RefSeq and is a predicted model, not a curated record.